Molecule: messenger RNA, 820 nt
Organism: Nilaparvata lugens (brown planthopper)
Lineage: Eukaryota; Metazoa; Arthropoda; Insecta; Hemiptera; Delphacidae
Gene: RpL10
Product: 60S ribosomal protein L10
Exons: 5
Coding region: 110-772 (220 amino acids)
Biological process (GO): ribosomal large subunit assembly; translation
Cellular component (GO): ribosome; cytosolic large ribosomal subunit
Molecular function (GO): structural constituent of ribosome
Source: RefSeq, a predicted model, not a curated record
AUGUUUUGAUGUUUAUGUUGGCAACAAUUCACCACAUAGAUUUCCUCGUUCACUCGUUCCUGUUUGGUCAAGUCUUUGAGUAGCCUUCGUCGAUUGCUAACGUGCAACGAUGGGGAGAAGACCGGCUCGUUGUUACCGGUAUUGUAAAAACAAGCCCUACCCGAAGUCCCGUUUCUGUCGUGGUGUGCCAGAUGCAAAGAUCAGGAUCUUCGACUUGGGCAAGAAGAAGGCGCGUGUCGAUGACUUUCCGCUGUGCGUGCACCUUGUUUCGGACGAAUACGAACAGCUGUCGUCCGAGGCACUCGAGGCAGGCCGCAUCUGCGCCAACAAGUACAUGGUGAAGAACUGCGGCAAGGACCAGUUCCACAUUCGAAUGCGGCUGCAUCCGUUCCACGUCAUCCGCAUCAACAAGAUGUUGUCGUGUGCUGGAGCUGAUAGGCUCCAGACCGGAAUGAGAGGUGCGUUCGGCAAGCCCCAAGGCACAGUAGCGCGCGUGCGCAUCGGCCAGCCAAUCAUGUCGGUGCGUUCCAGUGACCGUUACAAGGCCAGCGUGAUCGAGGCACUCAGGAGAGCCAAGUUCAAAUUCCCCGGACGUCAGAAGAUCUACGUCUCGAAGAAAUGGGGCUUCACCAAGUACGAGAGAGACCAGUACGAGGAGUUGCGAGAUGACGGCCGUCUGGAGAACGACGGAUGCAACGUGAAGUACCGACCGGAGCACGGGCCCCUCGACAACUGGAAGAAGGUUCAGGCUGAGCUGGCGCAAGCCGAUUAGACUCGAACUGUUCUAUUUGUUUAAUAAAUUUUAUCCGUUUUGAUGGUA